UAAAAAUGACAGAAUAGCCAUAUAUAUGUUUACUCUAGGGUAUGCUAUAAAACAAUCUCACUUUCAACAGCUGAUGUGGCAUCCAUUUAGAUAUGUGUAUGUGUGUAUGCAUAUGUACAAAUACACAUGUACACAUACAUGUACAGAUAAAGAAAAGGAAGUCCACCAAAAUGUUUUCAGUGAUGGUUAUCAAUAUCUCUAGACAGUAGGAUCAUAAGCAUAUUUAAUUUCACCUUUAUGCUUUUCUGUGUUUUUCAAAUUUUAUACAAUGAUCAUUUUUUCUUUUAUAAUUCAAGUUCUUUCAACUGUAGCAAGACAGAAGAUGAGCGGUAUCAGGUGGAAAGGCUUAGUAAAAAGUGUUGUGACACAAAGAAAGAAAUUUUUUAAGGGAAGGGGCGGCCUUUUUUGCCCUUCAUUAAAGAAGACCAAAAAAAGGAUGAACUUCUACCAGAAUGGGAUAGUCACAAGUAGAAAAAGGAAUGAAUAAUGCUAUUGCUCAACCAUCAGAACUUCCCUCUUCUUCUCCCCUAAUCCCACCUAUUUUUUUUUUUCCUUUCUUUAGAAGAUUCCUGAGGUGACACCUGAGAUUUGAGCCCUUGAACUCCAUGGCACACUCAUCCUCUAGCAAUGAUGGAACUGACUCUACAGACUGCAGCUCUGAAUCAAACCUGAGCCUCUCUGUGGGCUAUUUCCCCUGUGAAGACACCUCCUACAAGAAAACCAUCUCCCGUGAAGACGUGUCUUCCAAGGGUCCUUCAAUCUUUGUCCCUCCUAUCCAAGGGACAUGGAGAACUGAAAGUACAGGCAGACUCCUGAGGAGACAAGACCAAAUUCAGGACGACCCAAAGCAGUUUUGCAAACUAAGCAUCACCCUGGCCUGGGACAUUGAUGUGGGUUCUAACAAUUCAGAUUCCAUAGUUAAUUGGGACAUAAAUGGAGUCAACUGGUGGGUAGACAAGUACCCUGAAGAGAACACACAACUGACUCUCAGCAAACUGGACGGUCUUGUGCAAAAGCUUGAGAAACUUCUGGAAAAUCAGAAAGAUGAUGAUGAUGGCUCUGCAUUCCCUGAAUCUGCUCAGGAGGAAGAUUUCCAAUUGUUCAGCAGCUCCCCUCCAGAUAGAGCUCAGGUCAGUCAUCAAGAACAUGAUACUUGCCAAGACUUGCCCAACCCCUGCCAACGCAGAGGUACCAUGCAGUUUCCACAGAUUCCUCUAAGACUUCAGGAACACGAACUUACUGAGAUGACAAACCAGGCAACUCACAGCCAAAGGACAAGCACUCUAGACACCUCCUCAGUCUCAUCGGGUCAGCCAGAGAAGCCAGAGAAGGAGGGUGCUCAUGCCAGCACACAGGCCAUCUCCUGUGUGAACCUGAGGUGGGUUUUCCACUGGCUGAGGGAGCAAAUCCUCUCCUCACUUCUCGGGAGACAACACCCGGAGGAGGCCACUGAGCACCCCCAUCAGCGGGCACGAAAGAAAAGACUCUCUCACAGAGGCAAGAGAAUCCAACCCCAAGAUUCCCUCGAAUUAGGACACCCUCUAUUGCCAGAUAACCUCUAUUCUACAAUCUCCAAGAGUUAAUUGUUUUCCAGUAAACACAUGUUCUUAUUA
Messenger RNA from Panthera uncia (snow leopard), 1613 nucleotides. It is a transcript of the gene CB4H12orf71, whose product is annotated as chromosome B4 C12orf71 homolog. Lineage: Eukaryota; Metazoa; Chordata; Mammalia; Carnivora; Felidae. The transcript has 2 exons. The record is from RefSeq and is a predicted model, not a curated record. The coding region runs from base 606 to 1583 and encodes 325 amino acids.